AUUUUGUGGCUGGUUGGUAAGCAUAGAAUACAAAAUUGCAAAAUCCGAGGACAAUCGUGUAUGUACCUAUAUAUUCAUUUGUUAGUUAUGGAGGUGUGAUGGAGGCGCAGUGGUCGAAGAUAGCCAAUUUCAUGUUUGCGAUUUCAAGGAACUUGGUAUGUAAAUAUGGCUGGUAAUAGAGUAAAUGCUAAGACGAAAGGAAAAGAAGACAAGAGCAAAUUAAAUAAAAAUGUUACACAAAAUAAUGAAGACUCGGAAGAUCUUGAUUAUAGUUUGCUUAGAAAGCCUAUACCUACAAGUGUAACAGGGUUUGCCCAAGCAAGAAAAGUGUUUGAUUUAGCCACAGAGGAGCUUAAAGAACUACUGACAAAUGAGUGUGAUUUGCUAUAUGAAUGCAAGGUUUGCAGGAAUUUAUUUAGAAGUUUGAUGAAUUUCAUUUCACACAAAAGGAUUUAUUGUAAGGAAAAGUUCAACUGUACUGUGCAUAGUCAUUUCACAAGUGUCAACUCAACGGCCAAUGAAUUAUUGAAAAUAAAGAAGUUUGAGGAGAAUUAUUUGGAGUUUCUAAAAGACAAGUCACAAGAACCCAAUGAAAAUAUUGAAGAAAAUGAUGCAAUACCCAUGACAAAAGAUUUAACUACAGUAAUUGAAAAGAUUGUCACAUCUAGAGGUAUUCAAGAGGAUCAAUUGAAGGAACAAGAAGUUAUUUUGCAGAAAAUUCCUAAAACGUCUGUUGCUGUUUAUCAAAAUAUUAAAUACAAUGAUUCUUCCAAUGUUGACGAUAUGCGAACACAGGUAAAUGAAUUGGAUACAAUACUAUCACGACAAAAUGCAGUUCUACAAAGUGAUGGUAAAUUUAAAAUUGAGAGUAAUGUGGAUUCGGAAAAUGAGGGUGUCAUUCAAAUAAGUGACGAUGAAGAAAAUGAUUGUUUGGAUAAUCUCAAGUGUAAAAUAUGUGAACUUCAAUUCUCAACACAAAAGACCUUAAAGUCUCACAUAAAAACGAAACAUUUGGAAAGUCGCCUCGUGUAUCCGUGUCCAGACUGUCUCGAAAUAUUUUCAACAUCGUGGAGUGUUUACAGGCAUCUAUUCAAAGUUCAUAGAAAAACUGCAGCGCAGAUUCGAAGAUUGCGUGAAACAAUUCAAUCAAAAGCCUUCCGUAUGAACAACCCACCGGCGUUUUAUGAAAAGCGCAAGUCUAGUAUGAAAAUUGCUACAGCACAGAAAAUUACUGAAGAGGAGAGAAUAGAUCAAGAAAAUCAGGCAUGGAUGGACAACAUGGAGGGGGACGGCGAGUUGCCGCGGUGCGGCGGGUGCGGGCGCACGUUCGAGCGGCGCGCGGCGCUCGCGGCGCACACCAACACGUGCCAGCCGCGCGUGCGCGCGCUCGCCGCCGCGCGCCGCCCGCACGACGCCAAGCGCAUCGAGAUACAGAUCCGCAAGGACUACCACAAGGGGCCGCCGCCCAAAGAAAAGAAUACUACCGAAGAGGCACCAUCACCAUCGAAACCGCAAGUACAAAAGGAGAAAAAAGAAGUUCAAAAUGAAAACACUUUGACGGAAGCUAUUAUGAGUAUUGUUGGAGUAACUGGUAAUCAAGAAGUUGUUGAUAGCGAGCCUAUAGAACAAAUUACUGAAGAUCCGCCUAAACCUAGUUUUAAUGUAGACUCUUUCAAACCUAUGCAUAAGCUAAGGUUUUCUCACCAAGCAGAGAAAAGCAAUUUUAAUGCACUGAAAAGAAAAGUGCUACAUGAUGUUGACAUAGACCAAUUGUCAUGUAAAAAAUGUGAAUUCAAAUGUAAGCAAGCGAACGAACUAUACAAUCACGUUGCAGGUCACUUUAAAUGGUUGCGUUAUGCAUGCAAACUGUGUAAUUUCAAGCAUUAUGAAUUCGAGAAAGUUCCGGAGCAUGUAAAGAUAGUUCACAAACUAAAGGGUGAUUCUGAUUUCUAUUUUAGUACAGUUAAAGCGAUUGAUGGUGUUGAAGCGACAAUGCUUUCUGAUGUAACUGAUGAAACAAGUGAAGCUAAUGAAACUAGUCCUGACUCUAGACGACCAAGUAGGUGUUCAAGUGACUCUAGCAGAUUGUCCGAUGACAGUUCAUCUAGUAGUACAAGAAUCGAAACGGGAAGUAGAAAGAGAAAAUCAAAUCCAUAUAGAAGCAGUACAAGGAAAAAGAGAGAAGUCCCUAAUGAUGAAGCAGAUGGAGAUAGCAAGGAUGGCGAAGAUUCACCUCAAAAAGACGUCAUACAAUUGGAAAACGAUUCAUCUUCAAAUUCAAAGAUAUUUGAUGAAAACUCGUCUGAUAUAGAUGACUCUGAGGAGAAAACUAGCAAACGUCUCAGACUCGAUGAUAUGACAUCAGUUGCACCUAGAAGACCAGUCAGGAAACGAACGAGACCCAAAAAUGAGGAUUUCGAAUAUGAUUUAUCAAAUCUACUGAAAAUGGAAGCCCAAGGUUACAGGGAUUCGAUAUCGGUCUCUAAUGUUAAAGCAGUUUCAAAUAAAAAGAAAAGGGCUCAUAUGAAAACUACUAAUUUUACAAUUUUCACAUCAACUAAAGAACAAAGGAUAUCUAAUAUAUUUGUUAGACCCAUGUUGCCAAAAAUCAGUCGCAUAGAUAAAACUUCCCUUCUAAAAGAACCACCAGAAAAUAAAGAUAAUACAACUAAAAGUACAAAAGUUCCCGACGCGAACGAAUCUGUAGUACAACCAGUUAUAGAAGAUGGUAAAUCACAAAGUCCUCCUGUAACAGAAACAAAUGAAAACAUAAAAGAUAGCAAUAAAGUAAUUACCGAAACUAAAGAUACAAAAGAAGUUAACGAUGAAAAUCCUGCGAGCCAAACCACUGCGAGCCCAACCACUGAAUCUAGUUCCCAAGAUAAAACCAAAUCAAAUUUAAAUUUAGUUCCUAUAAAAUUUCGUAAACAAAGCUUAGACCUUAUGAAAAAUCCCCUUAUUAAAAAGAAUAUUACCGACUUUAGCAAGGCCGGUAUGAAGACAAAAAUUCUCGUCAUCAAGCCUUUGAAUAGGAAAGAUGGCGCUCAAACUAUAAAUGCACCGUUGAAGUUUCAAACGAUAAAGUUAAAAGAACCCGUGAACAUAUCCAAUGAUGAGAAAAAGCCAGAUCAAGUUGUUGUAGUGAAAGUACCCAAAGUUGAAUGUGCAAGAGCAGUUAAAGGUAGUAACAAUAAUAACGAAAGUAGUUCAGACGCUAAAGUGGCAGACAGUGAAAAAGAAAAAGCAGAAAAUUGUGAUAGUAAAAUAAGUGAAGAAAAAUACAAUGAAAGUGAUAAACAAGAGGUUUCGAAUAAUAAUAGCGAUAGAGCUCAAUCUGAAACUUUUUCCACUGAAAUCUCGGUGCCUGUGACUGAUACAGAUGUAGCAGUCCAAAGCUGAAUGAAAUAUGUUAAUGUAUUAUUAUUUUAAUUAAGAACAUGUACAGGUUAUGUUAGUUAGCUAUUCCAAUUAAAUGAUAUAUAACAAUUA
This is a messenger RNA of Zerene cesonia (dogface butterfly), 3489 nucleotides long. RefSeq lists its product as uncharacterized. NCBI's taxonomy places the organism in Eukaryota, Metazoa, Arthropoda, Insecta, Lepidoptera, Pieridae. Bases 166 to 3399 code for a protein of 1077 amino acids. The record is from RefSeq and is a predicted model, not a curated record. The transcript has 11 exons.